CGUUCAUUAUUUUGUGAACGUUCAUAGUACUGCAUUGUCGAGUGUUUCACAUUAAUAAUGAAAAUAAUUAUCCUAGCCCUUAUUGGGCUAACAAUCAGUGCAAAUGCCACGAAACUAUCGUAUGAAAAUUUUAAGGUGUAUAACGUCGUACCUAAAACUGAAGAUGACGUGAAUUAUCUGACAGGUCUACACGACAAAGAAGGAUAUGACUUUUGGACCGAACACAUUAAGGCUGGUAGCAAUGUCAGGAUCAUGGUCUAUCCGCAGAUUGAAGAGGAAUUCGUGGCUUACUGUAAAACCAAUGGAAUGGAUAUAGAAAUAAGUGUACCCAAUUUACAAAAACUUAUAGACGCUACAAUGCAACCGGCAGUAUCUAGCAGGUCUACAGAAAAACUCGGCUCUCUUAGUUGGGACAGAUACUACUCCCUUGAAGAAAUCCACGCCUGGUUAGACGAACUAGAGGAACUUUAUCCCAACAAUGUAAAAACUGUCAAUAUUGGAGUAUCCACUGAACAAAGACAAAUCAAAGGUGUCAUUAUUGACCUGAAACCAGAUGACCGAGCAGAGAAACCUCUGACAGGCAUGAUUGAAGGUGGUAUUCACUCAAGAGAGUGGAUUUCUCCUGCAACUGUCACAUGGAUUAUAAAAGAGUUUCUGACCAGCACUGACCCUGGGGUCAAGCAGAUGGCUGAGAGUUUUGUAUGGCAUAUUUUCCCUUCGAUCAAUCCUGAUGGCUACGCUUACACCUUCACGACUGAUCGUCUGUGGAGGAAGAAUCGUAAUACGAAUCACUAUCAAAACUGCUCAAUGAAUGAUGACCUCAGCCGGGGGGUCGAUUUAAACAGAAACUUCGACUACGUGUGGAUGAGUAUCGGUGCAUCAAACGACUCCUGCACUCAGACGUUUGCUGGAGCCUCCGGGUCUUCAGAACCUGAAACCCGAGCCGUUUCCAACUACAUCCUCACUCUGAAGGCUAACACCGACAUGCUGUACUACAUCGCGUUCCACUCCUACUCACAAAUGAUACUGAUCCCUUACAGCCACGUCAGUGGGAUUCAAAAGCUGCAAGUGUCUAACUACGGUGAUCUGUAUGAGAUUGCUAUAAGGGGCGCCGAUAAAUUGACCGCCACUCACGGGACGCCUUACGUUGUCGGUGUCUCGGCAGAGAUCCUUUACCCCGUCAGUGGUUCGAGCUUCGAUUUCGCAAAAGGCGUGGCCGAGGUCCCCAUCUCCUACCUGUUUGAGCUGAGAGACCUUGGACAGAACGGCUUUUUACUCCCUCCUGAGGAGAUUAUACCCAACAAUGAGGAGAUUAUGGCAUGUCUCGCAGAGAUGGAUGCCACGACAAGGAAACUAGGAUACUACUCGUCGGGAUCUGUCAGUCUUGUGCAUUCACUUGUUUUAACUGUUGGUGCUUUUGGUGUGUUGUUCUAUUUGCAUUGAUGUACUCUGUUCAUAAGUUUACUGUUACAUUAUAUAUUAUUAGUUUCUGAAUUUUGGUA
This is a messenger RNA of Plutella xylostella (diamondback moth), 1502 nucleotides long. Its product is annotated as zinc carboxypeptidase. Gene Ontology annotation, molecular function: metallocarboxypeptidase activity; zinc ion binding. NCBI's taxonomy places the organism in Eukaryota, Metazoa, Arthropoda, Insecta, Lepidoptera, Plutellidae. Gene Ontology annotation, biological process: proteolysis. The record is from RefSeq and is a predicted model, not a curated record.